GUCAUUGAUUCCGCAAAUGGCUCUGCAAUGGUCAAGGUAAUUCCUGAUUCUGUCACUCCUGGAGGUAUUGUUUGCGUAGUAGAAUUGUCUGGGUUAUGCAAUCGGUCGGCUAAAAUAAAUGCUCCGCCGUCUAAAUUGUCACAAGCAUUGUCUUCUCGUGUUCAAAGAAUAAUAGACUCAUAUAUUUGUCCUGAUUCAUCUGAACAGCUUAAAAUAUUUUCAGCGUCUGAUUCUUCUCGUCCAUCAUUUCAUGUUGCCUCUUAUUUGCUUCAUUUGGAUAUCAUUGUUUUGCAAAAUGACGGAUGUCUACUCGACGCCUGUCUUCCUGUUGCGUUGGGCUGCCUCCACAAUGCAAAGUGGCCGAAGCUCGAAGGAAUAUCAAAUGCUUCAAAAGGAUGUUCCUCUUUCUUGCAAUUCACUCCAUCGCUCCCGUUGUCUACUGUCAGGCUGAACUUAUCAGAUUGGCCACUCGCCGUUUCAUUUGGUAUCGUUCCAGUUUUUUCUUUGGAAGAAAACUCUGAAAAACAAGAUCAAGUCCCAUUUAUUGCACAACCUUCUGCUCGGGAGCUUUCUAUGUGGGAUACUGACGCCGGUCUAAUAACCAUCGUAAUCAAUUCCGCUGGUUUUAUUUGUGACUCAGACAUCCUCUUUUCCUUUCUUUCAUCUGUUUGGAGGCGACUAGCCUCUCGUUCCGUAAUUCGAGAUCAGAACCAACUAAUUACUCUCUUAUUAAGCUCAGCCAUCGAUCAAGCCAAAUGUAUUAGGUCGCAUAUUCAGAAUGUGCUUCAAUAA
Messenger RNA from Protopolystoma xenopodis, 792 nucleotides. NCBI's taxonomy places the organism in Eukaryota, Metazoa, Platyhelminthes, Monogenea, Polystomatidea, Polystomatidae. The record is from the annotation of a GenBank genome assembly.